AUGGGUCGCUUGACUGGUCGACUGUUUGUUGGCUUUGUUUUAUGUCUCAUCUGCUUCAUCGCAUACUCGUCGCAGAUAUUUAUAAUAUGGCCUUGGUACGGCCGCGAGCUAUCCGUUGAGCUGCUCAGCCUAUUGGUUCCAUUCAAUACACUUGUCGGAAUGCUGCUAUGGAAUUACUACCUAUGCGUCGUAACAGACCCAGGUACAGCGCCCGAGCGAUGGCAACCAGACGUCCAGGAUAGUGACGGCUACGAGGUGAAGAAGCUCACAAGACGUCCGAGGUAUUGUCGGACAUGUGAAGCGUACAAGCCGCCACGGGCUCACCACUGCAAGCAGUGCAAGCGGUGUAUAUUGCGCAUGGAUCACCAUUGUCCGUGGGUAAACAACUGCGUCGGCCACUUCAACUAUGGCUACUUCAUCCGCUUUCUCUUUUAUGUCGACUUGGCAUGCUCAUAUCACUUCGCAAUGGUCACUCGGCGGGUAUACGUUGCCACUCAAACUUGGAUGAUCUUCAUCAUUCUUAAUUUCGCGACUUGCAUCCCUGUUUUACUAGCGGUGGGCUCGUUCAGCCUCUAUCACUUUUACGUCAUGUCAUGCAAUACCACGACGAUCGAAGGAUGGGAGAAAGAUAAAGUUGCAACACUUGUCCGCCAUGGCAAAAUUCAAGAGAUUAAGUUCCCAUAUAACCUCGGCAUCAAGCGUAACAUUUGCUCCGUGCUCGGAGACAGCCCUCUAUGGUGGUGCUGGCCGACCGUGCCUCCGGGCACAGGGCUCAAGUAUCAGCUUGCCGAAGGAGAUGACUCGACCGCCGAGGCAUGGCCUCCUGAGGAUCCUACCAAGGUCAACCAACUACCCGAACCCGAUCCCAACUAUCAAUUCAACCUCCCAUCAAGCCCCUGGACAUAUUCAAAUGGGUCUCUCAACCCGAAUUUACAGCCCUCCAAUGCGCAUCACCGGUCUACCUCUCGUCGCCGAUCGCGUGGCGUGGCAACACAUUCGCCUCUGCCACCAUACCAUCCAGAUUACCACGAGUCACAGGAUGAUCCGUCCUAUAUAUACGACCCCUCUAGCGAGGAGGAGGAUCUUGAUGAUACUCCGUUUGGAAGAGAGUUUGCGGGAGGAGCAGCACGCGUGCGCAGGGGUUCAGAGGGGUACGAAGUGAAAACGAUCGAUAGAGAGGCGAUGCUGCGGAUGAUGGUGGAUGAACGGAUUCAGGCGCCAGGAAGGUAUCAACAGUACGUUGCAGAGCAAUAUGGGGAUGACGAGGAAGGGAAGGAGAAUUUGGAGGACUUUGUACCUCUGGCGAAGACGGGACGUACCGAAGGGGUUAGAACGUGA
Messenger RNA from Laetiporus sulphureus 93-53, 1338 nucleotides. RefSeq names its product zf-DHHC-domain-containing protein. NCBI's taxonomy places the organism in Eukaryota, Fungi, Basidiomycota, Agaricomycetes, Polyporales, Laetiporaceae. The transcript is spliced from 10 exons. Bases 1 to 1338 code for a protein of 445 amino acids. Gene Ontology annotation, molecular function: protein-cysteine S-palmitoyltransferase activity. The record is from RefSeq and is a predicted model, not a curated record. Gene Ontology annotation, cellular component: endoplasmic reticulum membrane.